Molecule: messenger RNA, 3156 nt
Organism: Nerophis ophidion (straightnose pipefish)
Lineage: Eukaryota; Metazoa; Chordata; Actinopteri; Syngnathiformes; Syngnathidae
Gene: klhdc3l
Product: leucine-zipper-like transcriptional regulator 1 homolog
Exons: 8
Coding region: 276-1553 (425 amino acids)
Cellular component (GO): Golgi apparatus
Molecular function (GO): protein binding
Source: RefSeq, a predicted model, not a curated record
ACGAAUGUUUGUUUUAAAACGCGCAAGUAAUGUUGGCACCAAGUUUAAUGGAAUCUGAUCGUGUGUAGUUACAAUUUACACAGCGUUACGUUUGGAAUUGUCCGACCCGUAACAUGGAAAACACGGAUCCGAAUCAAACCUUGGCUGCGAUGUUACAAUGCACGAGGGAACGUGAAUGCAUCGUUGUACCGUUUUUAGAAGGCAACCAUCAACACGAGCAGAAGCUACUACUUUAUUAUUUGAAAAUGGUCCAUUAAGGUUGGUGGAGGCCAGCAAUGAGUCAAAACAGUCCCUGCCUGUGGACCGAGGUUCCCCAGACCAGCGCUGCCCCAUGUGACCGCUGCAAGCAUGCCUGCUGUGCCUACGAUGGCUAUGUCUAUAUCCUGGGAGGAAGAGACAACAGCACUCUACGGGAUUUCUGGAGGUACAGUGUUGUGCGCAAUGAAUGGACAGAGUUGAGCUGCAGAGGAGAGACGGCACCAGAAGAAGUCGAGGAACAUUCCAUGGUCAUUCAUAAGGGCUUCAUAUACGUGUUUGGAGGCAUACUGGAUUCUUCAUUUACUGCGCUGACAUGUCCUCUGUGGGUGUUUGAUAUUGCAAAGCAGAAAUGGCUGCACUGUCAGAGAAAGACAAGCUCUCUUCAGACGCAGAUGCCGACGCCGACUAACAGGAAGGGCCAUAGUGCGGUGGUGGUGGGCUCAUCCAUGCUCAUGUACGGCGGCUUCAUAGACAUUAAAGGAUCUUCUCAGGAGUUCUGGAGUUUGGAUUUUGAUACCAUGGUUUGGGCACUGAUCGGUGGUAAUCAGCAUGGGUCCCUGAGCCCAGGACCAAGACACAGUCACUCUGCAAUGGUCUACCAAACUUGCAUGUACCUGUUCGGUGGCUUGAAAGGCUUGCGAGAGCAGAGGGAUUUCUGGAAGUGGAAUUCUGACAGCUGUUCAUGGAGUUCACUCAAAAUCAAAUUGGGACCCUCCAAACUCUUUGGUCACUCAGCUGUGGCCUACAAGGACGGCAUGCUUCUUUUUGGGGGAGGAGAGAGCCAGAACUAUCCAAAUAACUUCCUGUGGAGGUACACCUUCUCCACUCGCACGUGGAGUCAGGUGAACACAGUGCCGGGGUCAUCGCGCUCUCCGGACAAGAUGCACCACUGUUGUGUCGCCAUAGGUGCUGCCUAUGCCGGCGUCUGCUCGGAAACCAACACGAGACUUGAGCACGGGAAGUUCAAGCCGUUCAAAAACAAAUGUUUUCCUGCUGCCCUCACUUUUCUGGGCUCGGAGGGUGCUAUAGAGCUUCAGACGUUCAACCUGGACAAGGGUCCCAAGGCAGAAUGUGGCGGUGACCCUGCAGAAACGGACAAAAUUGUUGGCAGCUGUCUGACGUAUGAAAACAGAGCUUUCAGCAGACAUUGGAGCUGCACAGAAAAUGAGGUGCUAGAUGAAGAUGCUGAAGACAUAGCACAACAUUUGCCCAACCUCUUACUGGUGCUGGGGGGCCGACCGUGCGCCAAAUAUAAACCCAUUUCUGUGUGGCAGAUGACUCUGGGCGACACUUGACAGCACUCUUGAAAACAGGAUUCCCUUAUUCUGAGAAGAACAGUGUUCAUAGUGCCAUGACACCUUUUCAAUGCCAACACACGCAUAAAUGGUAAACGGGUUUUACUUGUAUAGCGCUUUUCUACCUUCAAGGUAUUCAAAGCGCUUUGACACUAUUUCCACAUUCACCCAUUCACACACUGAUGGCAGGAGCUGCCAUGCAAGGCGCUAACCACGACCCAUCAGGAGCAAGGGUGAAGUGUCUUGCUCAAGGACACAACGGACGUGACUAGGUUGGUAGAAGCUGGGGAUUGAGCCAUGAAACCUCAAGUGGCUGGCACGGCCAUGUAUACAUGAUAUAUAAACACUUAAUAUACCACGUUAUUAACAUUUGUUACACCUCAUGUUAGGAUUGCACGUGAAUAAUUGGUCACUUUUAAAACAACAAUGCGAAACUUUCCUUUUGGGAGGUAAGUAAGGGACUUUUAUGCUAAUAGAGUUCAACUAACAACCACUUAAGGCAGUGGUCCCCAAACUACGGCCUGCAGGCCAGAUCCGGCCCGCCAGCGUUCGAGAUCUGGCCUGCGGGAAGUCCCAAAAAUGUUUGUAUUUUUUUUUUAUUUCUAUUUUUUUAAAUCUGUCCUUUCUAAUCCAUUUUCUAACGCUUGUUACUCUCAGAGUCCCCUAGCCACUCAGGCAAAUCAUAUUGUCUAAAAAUGCAUUUUCCAAUUGGCCUGACGGAACAGAGACAAACUGUAUUGAAAUUGCUUCUCUAUAGUUACAUUUCAGGAUACGCUGAAGGGUUUGUGUCUAGCACUUGGCCCGGAAGACAGAGACUAUCUCCUUGUGUAUCUGGAAGAGGUGUCCAAAGAGCCGAAUAAACAGGGGCAUAACGUAGGCUGGAUGGAAUAACGCCGGAAUUUCAGAGGUCAAAAACUGGAGGGUCAGUGGUUUGAUUCACAAGGGACUUUUGGGUGCAUUUUAAACAUAUUUGGGCAACCCAUUUUUCCUUGACUAUUUGGGUUUAUUUGGGACCUACCCAGUCCUCUCCAAGGACCUAAAUGGGUAGAAUUCGGACCUUGUAAAUGGAAAUUACUGGAAAAAUUGGGUUAUGAUUUGGAAAAAACACCUUUGAACUCUACAGGUGGUAAGUGUGGGUUUCCUUCCUGAGACUGCUACUCCCUGCGACCUCGAUGAGCAGUGGAAAAAGGUUGAAUGGAUGGAAUAACUCAGGAGUUGGAGCAGGUCAACCAAUAAUUGGAGGGUUUGUGGCCCGAAUCUCGCUUCCUCUACAUUAAUUCUUUCUGUUGUGUCCUUGAGCAAGACACUUUACCCAUUUUUCCCCUCGAGUCGCCCAUACAGGGCUGUCUAAGAGGCUAACCUAAGACCUUGAUUUGGUUGCCGGACACUCCACGAUGGUGUCCCACUGCUCAUCAAGAAGAUUGUUUCAACUAGAGUUGGGCGAUAUGGCCUUUUUUUUUAAUAUCUCGAUAUUUUUAGGCCAUAUUGCGAUAUACGAUAUAUAUUACGAUAUUUUGCCUUGGCCUUGAAUGAACACUUGAUACAUAUAAUCACAGCAGUAUGAUGAUCCUAUGUGUCUACAUUAAAGCAUUCUUCAUUCAUA